AGUAUAAAUAUUCAACGAUUGUCGAAAACCCAGCGAAGCGCUCAGUGCGCUAACAAACGUGUGCCUAAACACAUGGAUCAUGUCGAGUACUCUCGGCAAAUGGCUCUUGCUAGCCACAGUUUGUUUUGUUCCUCUUGACUGUGAAAUUUAUGAAGAUCGACCGAAAAUCAAGACAGAAGGCGGUAAUCUCAUUCUAGAACCAGCUUACGAUAAAAACCUAUAUCUGCGCGUCAAUGGACCAAAAUCGAAAAUUUUUGUUGGCGAUACGAACAUCUUGGGAGACAAUUCUAACAGUAAUGGACCCGGUGAUGCACAAAACCAGAUAUCUAACAAUGGGAACGGCGACACCAAUCUAAACGGGAUAUUGGAGAGACUUGAGAGAUUGGAGAAUAAGGAUUCUACACUGCCCAACGACUUGCUUUUCAACAUAUCGAUGCUAUGGAGAAGAGUCAACAACAUUCGCAGGAAAGUGAUUAACCUUCAAACGCUACUCAAUGAAGCCUCAGUAGACCAGUGUCAGUCAGCCCCUUGUGAGCAUGGUGGUACCUGCCUCAGCAUAUAUCGCGGCUACCACUGCCUUUGCCCGUCGAGUUGGGAAGGCAAGAACUGUGAAAUGGAUGUCAACGAAUGCCGCAAUUUUGCCGGAACGGACCAAGGAUGCCAAAACGGUGCGCAGUGUAUCAACAGCCCAGGAUCGUACUCGUGUUCCUGCAAACAGGGGUGGUUCGGCAUUCAUUGCACUCAGAGGGCCAAGGAUUGCUCGGCUGGUGACUUCGAAAUGUGCGGUCACGGUACCUGUAUAAAGACGGACUCCGGAGAAGGUAUUAAAUGCAUAUGCCACCAGGGAUGGACAACUAAUGGAACUGGAGUCGCCUGCUUAACUGAUAUCAACGAAUGUGACGCCUACCAGGGUCCCAGGUGUUCUGUGAAUCCUAAAGUGGAUUGUAUUAAUUUACCUGGUUGGUUUAGGUGCGGCCAGUGUCCUACAGGGUACGAAGGCGACGGCUUCAGCUGUUACGAUAUCGAUGAAUGCACGACGAUCCCCAAUGGAGGCUGCAGUCCCUUAGUCACAUGCCACAACACCAUUGGCUCCCGUAUAUGUGGAUUGUGCCCGCCUGGCUAUCAAGGUGACGGAGUUACAUGUACCUGGAGAGGUACGUGCAAUAUCGGUCAUGGAGGCUGUCACCCGUCUGCGCAAUGUAUCGAGAGUCCAACACCUACUGGGCAAUCAGCGCAGUGCAUCUGUCCCGAAGGCAUGAUGGGCGAUGGAAUGGGGAUAGGUGGGUGCUAUGUGCCAACCAGUGGGAAUUACACUGAUGGGUGUGCGAGCAAUCCGUGCGGCGUCCACGGGCGAUGCCACUCUCUUCGCGACGGCUACACGUGCAUCUGCGCUCAGGGCUACGGCGGCGCGAGCUGCGAGGUGGCGGCGGACGCGUGCCGCGCCAACCCCUGCCACAACGGCGGCGUGUGCCGCCGCGACGACGCCGCCGCCGGGGGCUUCCGCUGCGACUGCGCCGCGCAGUACUCCGGCUCCUUGUGCCAGGUAAGGACCAAGUCUUGUGGUGGCGUCCUAGACAACGAAGAGGGCAGCAUUGUUUAUCCUUUGACCAAUACCACCUACAACCACAACUCGCAGUGCGCCUGGGUGAUACACACGGCACCUGACAAAGUUAUCAAUGUCACGUUCAGCAAGUUCAAUCUAGAGGCAAGUCCUGAAUGUAUGUACGAUUUCUUACAAAUACACGACGGUCGCAAGUCUUCCAGCCAGCUGAUAGGUAGAUUUUGUGGAAAUAAUUAUCCUAAAGGGGGUAAUAUUGUAUCAAGUCACAACAAUUUAUAUUUCUGGUUCCAUUCUGACAAAACUAUUGCUAAAGACGGUUUUGCUUUGCACUGGACGAGCAUAAGCCCAGUGUGCGGUGGUCACGUAGACGCCACCACUCACGGACACAUCAGCUCGCCCGGCUCUCCCGGGCCGUACCCUCCCAACCGCGAUUGUUAUUGGCACUUGACGACCAGCUUAGGCAAGCGGAUCAAUUUACAUUUCUUCGCUCUCGACAUUGAAUCGCAUUCUAAUUGUAGUUUCGACUACUUAGCAAUAUAUGACGGUGAACACAUGACAGACCCGCUGAUUGAGAGAUAUUGUAACACGACACAACCCGCGCCGGUACAGUCUGCAGGUUCUGAUAUGCUCAUACACUUCCAUUCGGAUGCAUACGGUUCUGGUCACGGCUUCCAAAUAGCCUACGCACCCAUGGAAGGCAUUCCAGGGUGUGGAGGCUACUAUACGACGAGCACAGGGGAACUCGUUUCACCUACUCGUAAUGGACUUUAUCUAAGUAACUUGUUAUGCGAGUAUAAAAUAAAAACCAGCUUGGAUACUAAGAUAAAAAUAGAAUUUAAAUCAUUUAAACUUGAACGUUCCUUUAGAUGUAAAUAUGACUAUCUAAAGAUUUAUGACGGGCCGUCAUCAGAUUCUAGACUCGUUGGUAAGUUCUGUGGAACAACGUAUCCAAAAUCUUAUACAUCAACAUCGAAUAAUCUUUAUUUCGUAUUUAGAACUGAUAGGUCUUUGCCAUCUGAAGGCUUUCGAAUCACGUACGAAGCUAUUUGCGAGAACACUAUAGUAGGAGAUAGUGGAGUAAUAAAGUCACCCGGUUAUCCAUUUAGCUACCCAGACAACAAGCUGUGUGAAUAUGUCAUCAAAACGGACCCGGGCAAAGCUAUUCAGUUAACGUUCCAAGAUUUUGACAUUGAAGACAAUAGGUACAAUGACUGCCGGUACGACAGCGUGGAGAUCAGGGACGGCCACGACAGGAACGCCACGUUACUCGGCAGAUACUGCGGCGGCGCUGCGCACACGCCCCCUGUGCAGACAUCCACGCUCAACUAUAUGUACAUAAGCUUCAAAUCUGAUUUGAGUGUUUCCGGCACCGGAUUCUACGCUAACUAUACUACCAUAGAUACUGAAUGCGGAGGUAUUCAUAGAGAAACCACUGGACUAAUAAAUCACCCAUCCAGUGACGCUACUUACAAAAACUAUCAGUCCUGUAAAUGGUUACUGAUAGCUCCGGAAGGCAUGCAUAUAAAGUUAACAUGGAACAGGUUCGACAUUGAGGAGAUGCCUUCUUGUGGCAGCGAUUACCUGGAGCUGGUAGAGAUAGACGACAAUAAUGAGAAAAAUGUAAUGGGCAAAUUUUGUGGCUCCCACUCGCCUCCUGCCUUGACCACUUCCACUAACCGGCUCAUGCUACGAUUUGAAUCCGAUAGUAGCAUUCGUUCUUCUGGGUUUUCUGUAUCCUACACAUUUUUGGACCAGAAAACUCACUGCGGUGGAGCGUACAUUAAAAGUCAUGGAUUUAUAUACUCUCCAGGAUGGCCUCAACCCUACGAACCUAAUCGUGAUUGUACAUGGACUAUAACGGUGCCCGUGGGCCAACAAAUCAUGUUGAACAUUUCACAGUUUCAUCUAGAACGACCUAUACGUGACAAAUGCAAUCUUGGUGACUAUUUAGAAAUAAGAAACGGUGGUAGCGAUAACUCUCCUUUAAUAGGUCAGUAUUGUGGAUCGUUCGAUUCUAAACGCAUCGUAUCACUAUCUAACGCUCUCCACUUGCACUUCCACUCCGACUUUUACUUGAGCGGAACAGGAUUCAAAGUGGAAUGGGAUGGCACCAUUACAGGAUGUGGGGGAACACUUACUAGCCCUUCUGGCUCAGUAUCAUCGCCAAACUACCCUAAUGAAUACAAUGAAAACGCUGAAUGCUUUUAUAGGAUAGUUACUAGUGCAGGUUCACGAAUUCGUAUAACAUUUUCAGAGCUAGACCUAGAAAGAACUCUUAGAUGUAGGGACGACUAUGUUGAAAUAUACGAUGGACGUGACGCUACUGCCAAUAGUUUAGGAAAACAUUGUUAUAUGAAACCGGAGCUAGCUAAUAUUGAAACUACAUCUAACUAUGCAUUUGUCAAAUUUAGAUCCGAUGUAUUUCAAGGAGGGAAAGGAUUUAUAUUUAACUAUCAAACGAUUUGUAAUACCAAUGUUACAGGACGAUAUGGUGUCAUUGAAAGUCCAGGCUAUCCGAGCAAUUACGAGUUAAACUUAAACUGUUUGUGGACUAUACAGGUGCCCAAAGGGAAUACAAUCAAUGUAACGUUCACCCACUUCGAUGUUUACAGAACACGUAGAUAUGGCUAUCGUGGUUGGAAUAGAUAUCGACCUUAUGCCAACCCAAUAGCGAACAGUGAUUGUCAAUUAGAUUUUUUGCAAACAAAAGAGCUAUCUGAUCCAAAUUACUCUAGUAAAUUGUGUGGUAGUACAAUUCCGGCAAUGAUCACUACAAGAAGUAAUGCGUUACAAAUCAAAUUUUCUACUGGCGUCUACGUGGCGCGGUCUGGUUUUCGCUUAGAAUGGAUUAGUUCAGGGUGUGGCGGACACAUUAUUAAACGAAUGGGUACUGUAGCUAUUGAUAGAAGCAAAACCAACGAAAAGGAACUUGAAUGUGAAUGGCUAAUAGAAACUCAAGCUGGCAAGAGCAUCGUAAUCACUUUUAGUGAGAUUUACAUGUUAGAGUCUGCUAAUUGUACUACUGAUGCUAUUGAAAUAUAUAACGGCCAAAAUACGCUGGCUCCUCUCCUGACAAAAAUAUGCCAUCGUGAUUUUGUGUCCGUCCAGUCUAGUAGCAAUUUCAUGUUGGUACGUCUUUCGAAACGGUCAUCGCUUAGAGAUGUUCACUUUUCAUCGGAUUUCCGAUCGGUCAAUUCUCAAUGUGGUGGUGUUAUGAACAGCAAAUCUGGAAUGAUUUACUCUAAGAACUAUCCGCAGAAUUACGAUAAUAAUUUGGAUUGUCUGUGGUAUAUAAGUGUACCCGCUUUCCAUCGUAUUGAACUGAAUUUCAUAGAUUUGGAUCUUUACGCACUGUUUCGACAGAUAAAUGAUAGAUGUGAUGACUCAAUACAAAUUUAUGAUUACGAAUACUUUUCACCCUCAAGUUCCAACAACUCUUUCCGCAUUUGUCCUACUACACCAUUAAAUGAAACACAAUUUAUUAGUAAACACAAUAAUAUAGUUCUCCAAUUUAAAACAGAUGCUUAUGGAACGGCAAAGGGUUUCAAAGCAAACUUCUCUGUGGUAUGUGGUGCUACGAUAAAAGCUGAACAUGAAGGUGUCCUACAAAUCGACAACUUUGUCCAUCACGGUAGCAGUAGCUGUAUUUGGAAUAUUCUUGCAGAUUCACCAGAUAAAAAGAUAUAUUUAACAUUCACGCUUAUGUCAAUCCCAAAAGAUAAUAAUGUAGUCACAAACCGAACAUGCCCCUCAUCUUACCUCCGUGUGCGCGACGGAGAUGAUGAUAAAGCUCCCCUUGUUGGAGAAUAUUGUGGGCGCAGAGUUCCACCUAUGAUUGUCAGUCGUGGCAGUGCCUUGACAGUAGAGUUUGGAAGCUACACCGGUAAGGUCAACGGUAUAUUCGCAGCCCACUAUUCACCUCUCAGCAAUACCUGUGGAGGUGUGUUAACGUCUGAAGAAGGAACCAUAGCGUCUCCAAACUUCCCCUUGCCUUAUCCAAUAAACACUGAUUGUGAGUGGUUCCUACGAUCAUCGCCAGGUAAUACUGCAUACGUUCAAUUCGAGCAAUUCGAUUUACGAUUUUCUGAAGGCUGUAAUGACGACUAUGUAGAGAUUCGCGAAACUAACGGCGCUGGUCGGCUUUUGGGAGUGUAUUGCAGUAGUGAUAUUCCUAGCAAUCACAGCACUGCAGCUCAAAUAUAUAUCAAAUUCCAUGGUAAUUCCCAACCAAGUGGGAGAGGCUUUCUGUUACAGUAUGGAUUCGAGCAUGAAAAUGAUAUAACUGGAGAUAGUGGUGAGAUAUCAUCACCAUUAUAUCCCACUCGGUAUCUAGGAUCAGGAGAAUAUAGUUGGCGCGUGUUUACUUCUAACUCGGAUACUAUAUCUGUUACCAUUGAUGUUCUGGAAAUUUAUUCCCAUAGCGAGGUGAACUAUAAUAAACUAACUUUAUAUGACGGGUAUGACUCAACUGCUCCCAUUUUAGAGGAUCUAACUGGAGUACUGGUCGAACCAAAGGUUAUACAAUCGUCCUCAAAUGUAAUUUUCAUGACACUUAAAAUGGAUGAAUUGAAUGCAGGUUCAAAGUUCCACAUGAGUUGGACAAAAUCUUCUAGAAUUACUGAUUUUGGAAGUCCGGAAGAUAAAAUAAACUGUGGUUCGAAUACGACUGUAACUAUCUUACCAGGAAACACAGAAAUUUUAGCAUCGCCGAAUUAUCCUCAAGUAUAUAACGAUAAUUCAAAUUGUGAAUGGGUGUUCAAAUCACAAAUUGGACGUCACUUAUCUGUCAGCUUCAGUGAGUUCAAUAUUGAGGAUACCACCGCUUGUUUUGCUGAUUCAGUUUCGAUUUAUUCUUCAGACACACUUGGAAAUUGGAAGCCCGUUAUUGAAAAUAUAUGUACAUCAGAAGCAGUCUCUGCUGGAGUAAAUGCUUCGACAUACAUGAAAAUAAAGUUUAAAACGGAUUCAUCCGUAACCCGCACUGGCUUCCAAGGUCAAGUCAGUUCAAAAUGUGGUGGAAUCAUGACUGGAUUGUCCGGUGAGAUUGGACCAAUUUGGUCGGACGUACAAACUCUGUUUCAUUACCAGUCCAAAGUUAAAUGUGAAUGGACGGUGAAAGUGCGACCUGGUAGAACUAUAAAAUUAGACUUUGACCUUUUCAAUAUAACUAAUAAAAAAGACGCUGAUUGUGAAACGUAUGUCAUUUUACGUAAUGGUGAUUCUGCUGAAGCCCCUCUUUUAGCUAGCGGAAAGUAUUGUGGAUUCGAUCAUGAAAUUAAGGCAGACAUAAUUACUUCAAGUAAUACUUUAUUUGUUAGUUACGUAAAGGCGACCUACGACUUCCAAACUUUUAAGAUAAAUUACGAAGAAAAAAGUUUUGAAUGUGGUUCAACGUCAACUCUUACAGCCGAUCACACUUGGGAAAUAAUAACUUCUCCAAAUUAUCCAUCAGUACCAGUUCCGUUUUCGGAAUGUGAAUGGGUAUUUUCUGGUCCACCUGGUGAAAUCCUUAGAAUAGAUUUUCUAGAUAGAUUUGAUUUAACCGAUGCAGAAGAUUGUAACAAAGAAGUCGUUGAAAUUCGAAUGGGAUCAUCCAGGUAUUCACCACUAAAUGGCAGAUAUUGCAGUGACAGACCGCCAACAAUCAAGAGCGUAGAUAACACAAUGUAUAUAAAAUAUUCAACGGCUUUGACGGAGCCUCGAAACGGAUUUAAAGCAAACAUAUCUAUUGAUAUAUGUGGAGGGACCAUUAUUUCCGAUGCUGGUGAAAUCAAAUCACCAGGAUAUCCGCACCUGCAAGUGCUCCCUUACGGAACUGUCUGUACAUGGACUGUUAUCGGACCGCCGAGACAUGUUUUUCGUAUAAAACCCGAAGAUGUUAAUUUACCUCUCUCAGAAUCACAGUGUGCAACAAAGUUGACUAUUGAAGAAGCAUUGCCUGCAAAUAACACAAUCACUAUACUUAGAACGUUAUGUAAUGACGAUAAUCUAACACCAAUUGAAACGUCAAGAAACGAGUUUAAUAUUAAACUGUACAUAGGUAAACCAGAUGCAUGGGAACAGACAUCGGAGAACAGAGGCUUUAAAAUAAGUUUUAAUUCAUCUCGGCCCAUGUGUGGUGGCGUAAUCACGUCUUCUGAAGGUUACUUGACUUCUCCGGGCUAUCCUCUAGAAACUACAAUAAGAUAUUGCCAAUGGAUCAUAAAAGUACCUGAUAAGUCUCGGAAAGUUCGUUUGGAAAUACUAGAUAUGGAUGAAGAAAGGCACAGAAUAGGUAUCUUUAACGACAUAAGCUUUAAAACUAUUAUCCAGGCUAUUCCCAAUAGAGAUUAUAUUCCUGGAACAAAAGUUUUUGAGUCUUCCGGCAACACUAUGGCUCUGUACGUUUGGUUAAACCGAACAUCUCCAUCGCACCGGUUCAAAGCUCAGUUUAGUUCAGAUGAAUCAGCAUUGUGCGGCGGUCAACUAACAGACAGAAAUCAAGUUCUUCUGUCACCGGACCUAAAUCGUUCUUAUACUUGUGAAUGGCAUUACAAUAGUCAAACCACAUACAAUGAUCAUCUUACCACAAACCUCACCUACAAUUCCGUAUAUUUGACUGGUACAGUUAAUUCUUCUAUGUCCAGGACACGUUGUCGAUUUUUCGAUCCUCAAAUCUUCAUAAGGUCAAGAGAUGACACCAGGUUUACUCGUGAAAUUUGUGGAAACACAGACGUGGAACUAAGAAUACCGGUCCAAGUUUUAGAUAUUACUGCAACCAAAAGUAAAUUGAAUUCUUUAUAUUUCCAUUUCGAAUUCAAUUCUCAACCAUGCGGUGGUAUCGUUCGUGUAGGGUAUGAUCCUGUUAAUGUCUUAAACAUACCCGAAUUCUAUAACGGCUCUUUAGACUGUGCUUGGGUUGUUACGGGAUCGACCAGUAGGGUUGAAAUAAAAAUUGAAGGAAGCUUUACAUUGGAUUGCGAAAGCGAGUUUCUGAGAAUUAGUACAUCUUUGAGACAAGACGCCCCAUUAAUAGCUGAUUAUUGCAAAGGGAAAGUUUCAGACUCUACCUUACUUACUCACUUUAGAUAUCUGUACAUUCAAUAUCAUUCAAAUAUUAAAAACACGACCAAUUUAAAACUUAUGGUCAGGUCUGUGACUGAACAAUGUGGUGGAUUGCUAAGUUCAUACCAAACCGCAUUUACGUCACCAAAUUAUCCUAAACAUUACUUACCAAACCAAGAGUGCGCAUGGGAAAUACGGGCUGAUGUCGGCUUUAGAGUUUCGCUCAAGUUUGUCGAAAGAUUUGUUAUUGAAGACACAACUAAUUGCACCAAAGAUUCUGUCAUAAUUUACGAUUGGAAGGACGACGUUUUCACGGAAAUAGUAAGAGUAUGUGGACGAAACACACCACCUGUCUACAAUUCCACUUUAAAUCGUAUGAAAGUUGUUCUACGUACAGAUGCUGAUAGAAAUCUUGAUGGGUUCAAAGCUGAGUGGGAACAGAUUUGUGGCGGAGAAUAUACAGCUACUGAGAAGGAGCAAAUAUUAUACAGUCCAGGUUUUCCAUAUGCUUACCAUCAAAAUAUGUAUUGUCGUUACGAGAUAGAGGCACCAGGUAGCAAAAUUGUUCUCAAGUUUCUCGACUUUGAACUAGAGGGUGGCGCUCCUGACUGCUUGUCCGAUAACUUAACACUCAUAGCUGAUUCAGCUUACAGCUACGACUAUCAAGUUUUCUGUGGUAGUGAUAUCCCACCCAUGACAACUAAUGCUGACGAAGUUUCAUUGAUAUUCCAAAGUGACAAGUACAUACAAAGAAGAGGAUUUAGAAUAGCAUACUCCAUUUUUUCAUGUGGAGGAAGAGUAAACUCGUCAACUGUUUUGACGUCGUCCCUCACUGAGACUUACGACACGAAUUUGAAUUGUACGUGGUUUAUUGAAGCACCCGCUAACAAGAAAGUUGUACUUAAAUUCCUUUAUAUUGACUUAGAAAGCCAACGGGAUUGCUAUAGUGAUUUCAUCGCAGCAUUCGAAGGACUCGUCAUCGAUGAAGAUAAACGUAUAGCGUUACUGUGUGGCCACUUUAAUUCAACAACUGUCAUUAGAAGCAAAGGUAACACCAUGCUGCUCCAGUUUUCAACUGACGGCAGUAUCAAUUACAGGGGCUUCAAAGUCGACGUUUAUUUCAGCUAUUCUGAAGCAGCUCAAUGUGGUGGUUACGUUAAUUUAACAAGUGGAUCGUCACAUAUUCUUAAAAGUCCCUUUAUGGGCCAUGCUGUAUACGAAAACUACCUAGAUUGCGAUUGGUCGUUAAUAUCACCUCCCGACACUGUAAUUAAAAUUGAAUUCACCUCGUUCCACGUAUCUCCUUGUCAAAAUGUCAAUCAAACUGCGAUAGGGUACAGUAAAUGCGAUUGCGACUUAGUAGAAAUAAAAGAUGGCUUAAAUCCUAAUAGCUUAGUAAUAGGAACGUACUGCGGUCAUAGCCUUCCACCACAGUUAACUUCUUCUAGUAAUACGAUGAGCGUUAGAUUGGCCACGGAUGGCGAGAUAGGCAGUCAGGGCUUCGUUGCCACAAUCACAACUCACACGGCACUGUGUGGACAAUCCACUAUAGUUGUCAGCGAAACACCACAACGGCUAAAGUCUCCCGGUUAUGAGGUAGGGUCCGUGCCCCGGGGGGUGCAUUGUGUGUAUCACUUGGAUUCAAGCCCUGAGCCAUACAGCUUACUACGAGUCACUGUGGUCACACUGGACUUACGCCCGCCUGCCGAUGAAGGUGCAGACGCAAAAACCUGCAAUACAGAUAAGUUCAUUAUAGCCAGUAAUACUGUACAUCCUAAUGCCACCCUUGGGAAAGACUUCAUCUUAAAUAACCAGGACACCGAUUUCUUUAGCCGUAAUAGUUUUUACGAUAGUAGCCUACACUUUCCCGUCCGUUUUGAGAUAUGCGGGCACAGAGAAACCACAGACUUUUAUUUAUACGGUAGCACGACUUUAAAUUUAAUAACGUCGCCAGAAACUGAUUCCAAGGUUUAUAAAGGCAUAGAAAUAGAAGUUGCAUACGUAGGUUUUUGUGGCAGAAAUUAUUCAGAGUCGAGUGGAAGAGUUCAAUCUACGAACACAAACAGCCCUACGACUCCCAGUGACUGUUACACGCUGAUCACUGCUCCGGUUAACCACACGAUUUCCGCGUACUUCCUUAGCGCCGUGCCAUCAUACUGGAACGAAGACUGUUAUCUCGAAAUAUUCGACGGUAAUAAUGUUACUGCACCCAGCUUGCUCAAAAUACACUCAGAAUAUGAGACCAAUAUCCCUGUGUUCUCAACUGGUAGAUAUUUGUUAUUACACAACCAUGAAAAUAAUAGCGAUCGUGUAAUAUUUGAUUUAAAUUACGUUACAACUAACAAAGGUCGCGGUUGCGGAGGGAAAUUACAAAGUAUAGUGGGGCAAGUCACCAGCCCCCUGUACCCCAACAUUUACAGGCAGGUAUCGAGUUGUGAGUGGGAGCUGGAGACUCCGAUAGGCACGCAUUUACUGUUACAUUUCUCUGUGUUUGACUUGGGCAUUACUUGCGAUCAGAAUUAUGUAAAGCUUGUAGACAGUAAGGGUGUUGCGGUGCGGACCUUCUGUGAAGACGUUCCUGCUGACUACACGAGUCCUGACAACUAUGUCAAGAUAGUCUUUGUGACCACAAUGAAUAAUGGUGGCACUGGUUGGGUAGCCGAGUUUAUAGGCCUGGAGUAAAUACAAUAUUUUAGGAUGAUAAUUUUUAUUUUAUUAAUUGCUUUGUUAGUUUUGUAGUAGGUACCUAUAUUUAAAUGCCCACAGGUUUAUAAAAAAAUUUUUUUUUGUCAAAUAAAUUAUUUUCUGACUGCAGGUUGUUAAGUGCUAAGAUAGCCCGAAGUAAGUAAAAAGGUUACACAUUUUUACUGAAGCUGGCUAAUCUAUAUGUAUAAAACCUAAUACAUGUACGGCCGUAAAAUACAAGUGUUUUUACUGUAACAAAAGUAAUUGUAAUUUAUCAAUAAGAAAUACCUAUAUUUGUGAAACAUUGUCAAAUAUUAAACAGAGUCAAAUUAUAUGAAGGUGCAUAUUUAUUUCAUGUAUAAAUCACGAAAGUAAAGAAAGUAAGUAGUAAGCCGAACUAUAUUCGAAAAUAUGAUUGUUGAUGGUUACUGCUAACUAUUUUCAACUUAUGUAAUUUAGAAGUGUAAUAAAUAUUAAAACCAAGGCUA
Molecule: messenger RNA, 11778 nt
Organism: Helicoverpa zea (corn earworm)
Lineage: Eukaryota; Metazoa; Arthropoda; Insecta; Lepidoptera; Noctuidae
Product: cubilin homolog
Exons: 1
Coding region: 80-11287 (3735 amino acids)
Molecular function (GO): calcium ion binding
Source: RefSeq, a predicted model, not a curated record